Psilocybe cubensis is the source of this 840-nucleotide messenger RNA. RefSeq lists its product as uncharacterized. The transcript has 3 exons. The coding region runs from base 1 to 840 and encodes 279 amino acids. NCBI's taxonomy places the organism in Eukaryota, Fungi, Basidiomycota, Agaricomycetes, Agaricales, Agrocybaceae. The record is from RefSeq and is a predicted model, not a curated record.
AUGGGUAUAGGGUCUCGACACGCCAUUCCGCUAUGGAUUCCUUACCCCAACGUUAAUCUCUCUGCACACCUUCGACCAAAGCAUUGCUCAGUUGGGGAUGUGGGAAUUCUCAGACAUGAUGGAUCUUUUGAAGUCGUGUUCAAUGCGCUUAUGUCGAGGGCAGAGAACGAAGAAAUGCACUACAAGAUCACACCAUCGUUUCAACCGCUAGUACUCCAGGUUGAGAGAGUCCCUCUUGUAAGUCAAAGCACUUCCUAUAUGACGAACAAUCUUGUGAGGUGCAAUGAAGAGGAAAUUGGUUUCCAAACAAUUCUCGUAAAGGGAAAGCACCAGACUGCCGCAUCCAUUCUCGUUUUACCGGACAACGCAAUCGUGGAGAGAUUGUCCGACUUGAAUAUAAGGUUGAUCAUCGAUGAAUAUGUGGCUCAGCAUUGCGUUUCCUGGUAUGAACUCCUCAACGGUACAGAUACGGGUGCUCGGAGGCGAUUUCCAAAUGGGACUCUGAAGAUGAUUGGUGCCUGUUAUAAAGCUAAGGUCUGGAGUGCGGCGUCAAUACCGCUGCUCAGCGAGGAAGAAGCAGCGUCUAACUUGAAGGCAAAGCUGUUGAAACAUUCCAGCUCGGAGUCGGAGAACAGUAUCUACACCUGGGAGGCCAAUCACACUUUCAAUACGAAUCGUGGGUCAUCGAACCCGAAGAUGAAUUAUCACUCCGAGUACAGUGUUGCAGUGGAGCUUUACACCAUCAAAAAACGUAAGCCAAAGUCAACAAGUUCGGGAACGUUGUUGCUAUCGUCUUUUACUUCAUCCGGGAUACAAGGUAGUAUGGAGUCGCAAGAGUAG